Arabidopsis arenosa is the source of this 2611-nucleotide messenger RNA. The record is from the annotation of a GenBank genome assembly. Lineage: Eukaryota; Viridiplantae; Streptophyta; Magnoliopsida; Brassicales; Brassicaceae.
UCUAAGUCUCCCCUCUCUCAUCGGCCUUCAUAUCACAUGGCAGAGGUUAUCGGCGGCGAAGUUGUGACGGAGCUCGUGAAGAAGCUCUUUCUGAUUUCUAACAAAGCCUUCAGGUGCAGAAGCAUCGCCGGAAAGCUCGCAACCAUGAUCGAAGAUGUUCAACCCACGAUCAAGGAGAUCAUGUGUAGCGGCGUUGAGCUGAGUCCCCAUCGCCAACUUCAGUUGCGUAUGUUCUUUGAGACCCUAGAGAAGGGCGUAAAGCUCACAGAAGAGGUUCUCAACUCCCGCCGUUGGAACAUGGUUCGACGGUUAUACCACGUUAAGAAGAUGGAGGAUCUCGAGAAGAAAAUCUUAAGCUUUCUUAGAGGACCACUAUUGACCAACGUUCUCGCUGACGUUCAUCAUUUCCAGGCCUUUUGUGAAGUACGUUUUGAUCGGAUGGACAUGAACUUCCAGAUGCUGAAGGAGCAGGUGGGUUCAAUGAAGAUAAGGGGGAGUGGGUUGUUAAGGGAGGCGAUGAAGACGGCCGAGGCUACGAUGGAGACAGUGACAGAAGGUGAUUUUGAAAAUUUGGGGGUAGGAUUGGAUUUAGGCAAGAGGAAGGUGAAGGAGAUGCUGUUUAGUUUGAAUGAUGAGGGACGACUUUUUGGGAUCUCAGGGAUGAGCGGCUCAGGGAAGACCACUCUAGCUAGAGAACUUGAGCGGGACAUGGAGGUCCGAGACUACUUCGAGAACCGGAUUUUGUUUCUUACUGUGUCCCAGUCUCCUAAUAUUGAGGAGCUGAGGGCCAUGAUUUGGGGAUUUCUUACUGGCCAUGAGGAUGCGUAUGGUGCCACUCCUCUGGAACCGGAUGGUCAAACAAGGAAGCUAGUGAUCCUUGAUGAUGUUUGGACAAGGGAAUCCUUGGACCAGCUAAUGUUUAAAUUGCCUGGAACCACAAAUCUUGUUGUGUCUCGGUCUAAAUUCGCAGAUCCUAAAGCCACUUUUGAUGUGGAGUUACUAAAUGAAGAUGAAGCAACGUCUCUGUUUUGUCUCUCUGCUUUUGGUCAGAAAUCAGUUCCUUCCGGAUUCAACAUAAAUUUGGCCAAGCAGGCUGUUGAGGAGUGUAAAGGUUUGCCUCUGGCUCUGAAAGUCAUUGGUGCUUCACUAAAAGACCGCCCUGAAAAAUAUUGGCAAGGUGCAGUGAAGAGGUUAUCAAGAGGUGAACCUGCUGAUGAAACUCAUGAGAGUAGAGUGUUUUCUCAAAUGGAAGCAACUCUAGAAACUCUCGACCAUAAAACCAGAGAGUGUUUUUUGGAUCUCGGUGCUUUCCCUGAAGACAGUAAGAUCCCUCUUGACGUUAUCAUCAACACGUGGGUCGAGAUGCAUGAUCUCGACGAGGAAAUUGCUUUUGCCGUUCUUGUUGAUUUAUCAGACAAAAAUCUCCUUACUCUCGUGAAAGAUCCAAGGCUUGGUGCUUUGUACACGGGCUACUAUGAUAUAUUUGUGACGCAAAACGAUGUUCUUAGAGACCUAGCAAUUCAUCUCAGCAACCGUGGGAAAGUCAAUAGACGAGAGCGAUUAUUGAUGCCAAAAAGAGAGUCAGUGCUUCCUAGAGAAUGGGAGAGGAACAAUGAUGAGCCCUACAAUGCCCGGAUAGUUUCCAUUCACACAGGUGAAAUGACUGAAUUGGAUUGGUUUGACAUGGAACUUCCUAAGGCAGAGGUUUUGAUAUUAAACUUCUCUUCAGACAAUUAUGUAUUGCCACCUUUUAUUGCUAAGAUGGGCAGGCUUAGGGCGCUCGUGAUUAUCAACAACGGUAUGUCUCCUGCGCAUCUACAAGACUUGUCCAGUUUUACCAAUUUGGCCAAACUGAAGAGUCUCUGGCUUGAGAUGGUUCACGUCCCUGAACUUUCCAACAGUACGGUCCCACUGAAGAACCUCCACAAGUUGUCUCUAAUCCUCUGCAGAAUCAACAAUAUUUUUGAUCAGUCAGCAUUGGACAUUGCCCAAAUCUUCCCAAACUUGUCUGAUCUCACAAUAGAUCAUUGUGAUGAUCUCGUGGAACUACCUUCGACCAUCUGUAGGAUCACCUCUCUCAAGUCUAUAAGCAUAACAAAUUGUCCCCGCAUCGAUGAAUUGCCUAAGAAUCUGAGUAAGCUAAUGAAACUUGAACUUCUAAGGCUAUACGCUAGCCCGGAGCUCAAAUAUCUGCCUGAGGAAAUUUGUGAGCUUCCAAGUCUAAAGUAUCUUGACAUCUCUCAGUGUUUAAGCCUCAGUUCUCUUCCAGAAGAGAUUGGAAAGCUAAGUACGCUUGAGAAAAUUGACAUGAGAGAAUGUCCCGUACCGAGCAUACCGAGCUCUACAAUUUCAUUGGCUUCUCUGCGCCAUGUUAUUUGCGACAAAGUGAACUUGCGUAUGUGGGAAGAGGUCCAAAAGGCAGUUCCAGGACUUCUUGUUGAGGCUGCUGAAAAAUGCUUCAGCCUGGAUUGACUCAAUGGAUAUGUGCUUGAUCUCUAUGAUAACAUUUGUAUAGAUAACUCAUUGCUAAGUUUUGUAUCGUCUUAAUCAUCUUGCCCUUCUUUGUCUUAGAAUAUGAUUAUCUACUAAUCAUUAAAGAAUCAGAUUUAUG